AUGCAAAUUCAAAUACUUGUACCUAGUCAAGGUCAAAGACGAUUCUUAUUACAAGUUGAGAAAACCGAUACUGUCGCGAAACUUCGAAAUACGAUAGCUCAAACUAUCGGUGUACCUGAAAAGGGGUUUCUUUUAAUUGCGCUCGGCAAAAUUAUGUUAAACCAAAAUGCAGACAAAACGGCUGCGACAUUAUCUUUAACUUACCGUUUACGAGACCAGACCAGUGUCUUUGUUCACCUUAUUGAAAAUUGUAUACCGCCCAGCAAACGAUUAAAAAAAUGUCAAGAAUGUGGAUGUGCUAAAUGUCAUUAUAAGACCGGCGAUCCCCUCAUUUGCGAUCAGUGUGAGAACUACUGGCAUACACACUGUGCUGGUUUAAGCAGAAUCCCCACAGAUCAAUACUGGUUUUGCCCAGAUUGCAUUAAUGAAGAUGGUAAAUUAAUUGUCGGAAAAGGAGAGGCUGUCAAAGAUAGUACAAAUCAAAAAAGUCUUAUUGUUAUUCGGGACAUGGACUGUGUAUUAGUACCUGUGUAUCACGUAGGAAAAAUUCCAGGUAUAUAUUGCGGUCAGUCCUGGGAGAAUAGAAGUCUGGUUUAUGACUGGGGCAUUCACAGAGCUUCGAGGGCAAAUGUUACAGGAACAUCCUUAACUGGAGCAGUAUCGAUUGUCUUGUCAAAAGGAUUGAGAGAGGAUCGAGAUCUUGGAUAUGAGUUUGUAUUUUCGGGCGUUGGAGGAGAGAUAAGAACCAGGAAGCAUUCUGAUUUCUUGAACUUGGUUAAGGAUCAAACUCUUACAAAGUAUAAUAAAGCCUUGGCUGUUACUUGCAACGCUCCCUUUAAUGGAGAAACUGGUGCCAAAGCGCAUAAUUGGAGAAAGAGUAGACCGAUCAGAGUAUGUCGGGCCGCAAGCAGGAAACAUACGCAUCCAACAUAUGCUCCUACAGAGGGUAUUCGAUAUGAUGGAUUGUACAAAAUUGUAAAAUAUUGGCCGCAAAAAGAUAAAGCAAGUGGAUUUAUUAUUUGGAAGUUUCUGUUUAGAAGAGAUGAUCAAGAACCUCCACCAUGGAUGUCCUUCGCUAAAGAAUUUAUGUCAACGAGAGGGUUACGAACAAUUAAGAUUAAAGAGGGAUCUACGACCAAGUUGUCUAGAUAUGUAAUACCAGCUCAUAUCCAAAGAUUAAUGGAAGCUGAUACGAAAAACAAACGAUUAUGGCGCGAAAUUAGCGAGAUGGAAUUUUGGUCAGAGUACGAAUUUUUACAUUACUUAUUUGAUACAGCCACAGUAUGUUCUAGUUUUGUUUGCUCAAAGCCAAUUAAGGUAAGUAGGAGCACUGGUGCGAGUUUUUUUAGAUUUUAA
Messenger RNA from Mucor mucedo, 1356 nucleotides. RefSeq names its product PUA-like domain-containing protein. Gene Ontology annotation, molecular function: ubiquitin protein ligase activity; protein binding. NCBI's taxonomy places the organism in Eukaryota, Fungi, Mucoromycota, Mucoromycetes, Mucorales, Mucoraceae. The coding region runs from base 1 to 1356 and encodes 451 amino acids. The record is from RefSeq and is a predicted model, not a curated record. The transcript has 8 exons. Gene Ontology annotation, biological process: protein ubiquitination; negative regulation of gene expression via chromosomal CpG island methylation.